This is a messenger RNA of Porites lobata, 1081 nucleotides long. The record is from the annotation of a GenBank genome assembly. NCBI's taxonomy places the organism in Eukaryota, Metazoa, Cnidaria, Anthozoa, Scleractinia, Poritidae.
AUGAUUCAUUCCACCCUUAAAUUCACAGUUCCGACGUGGACGCCCACUAGCCUUGCCGCAUGGAACACAAGCUCCACAUCUAUAUUGCUGUCAUGGCAACCGUUAGCAGACUGGUAUUACCUUCACGGAAUACUUCGCGGCUAUUUGAUCAGUUACAGUAGAGUAGACGGUCUGUUAUCCAAGGAAAAUGUCAGCACGAGUAGUUCAAGUUUGUUGUUAGAGUUGACGGGGCUAGACGAAUACGUCGAAUAUCGACUGGAGGUUCGCGCUUUCACAGUGAAGGGAUCUGGUCCUUAUGCUUACGUCAACUGUAUUACGGAACAAGAUGGUAAAACAAUUACAUUUCAUCCCUUUUUUAUUCAAUUUACACUUACAUUUAGCACGGUUACCAAAAGGAAUGAGUAGGAGUUAAGUAACGGAAGAAUGAAUAAGAUUAAAGUCGUUCUUCUGAAAGCCCGAUAUCAGGGUUUAAUUUAUGAAAAUACUGUUAUAAAUUGUGAAUAUAAUGGACAAUCAUCCACCAUACUAAGUAUUAUAACUACGACCUUUUUGUCUGUUUUGUUUUUCUAAUUUUAGCUGAUGCUCUUAGAGAUAAAUUUUUACGAACUGCAUCCAAGUCCAGAAAGGGAAAAAAGAUUUGUCGUGCAGACAUGUUGUUCUGUUUUCUAUGUUUUGAUUCUCAUUCCGUGGCAAGGUGCAAGAAAAAAUUGCGUAAUGUUCUCUCUCCCCGCAUCCACUCAUGAACCAGAAUGAAUUAUCACUCUACCGAAAGAAAAGCAUUGUGGAUCACAUUUGUUUAUGCGUAAACAUAUUGACAUUAACCAGUGUUAACAGCGAAAACCUGGGACAUUUUGUAUCACGUUUUGUUUUUGAAACUUAAAUUAACUUAAAACUGUAAUUUUUUUCAGUACCCGGAGCUUCCCCUCAAAAUGUCUACGGCUUCAACAUCAGUAAGCAUGACAUCCGGGUAUUUUGGGAAGAGGUUCCUUAUCGUGACGUCAAUGGUAUCAUUUUGGGUUAUCGUGUUUUCUUUAGCAGCACUGUGGAUGAAGUAUUUAAUCAGACUGUGGACUUUCCAGGA